AUGCAAGACAUCCUCAUCGUCCACGACAACGCCUCCAUUCGGAGCGGUGCCUCCUUCUCAACUGCCUGCCAUUCAGUACUGCCACCUAUACAGCCACUUCGUCGACGGAACACAGUGACAACCCUCAGGCGAUGGGUCUCGAAGAGAAUGUUACGCCCAUCUUUGGACGGCACUGGUGGCCACGAUCUCAGCGAAAAGAAUCUCAUGUCUCUGGACUUGACAACGAGAAUGAGAACAGCAAAUGAUGACACCUCGACCAGUGAUCAACUUAGCUUUGAAAAGAUGGAUCAAAGAGGCAAGUACCCGGAGAGGAUCGGGCCAGUUCAAGAGAGCACACCAACACUGCCAAACCAUGGCCCGCAGGACGAGAGAGAUCAAAACCUCCUCCAAGAGUAUGAUGCUUUUUGUCACCAGUUCACUCUGUCCGGUGCACCGCAUGCGAAGAGAGUAUUUGAUAUGUCCAUGGGAAUGGAAGGAAGGGAAGAGAAAAUUGUUGCCUCAACCUCGCACCUUUUCCUCGACUCGCACUUGGCUGAAGAAUCUCGACCAGUACAUGGUUUGAAUGAAACCCACGCAAACACAGAAACGCCGCUAUCAAAACAGAGGCCACUAGACAUGAUGAGACAGUCUAAUUACAGGUACCCUGAAUCAUCAUCAAUUGUCAGUGCUUAUGGCGGAUUGGAUACCACUGCACAAGAUGCCAAUGUACGAAUACCUUCUAUUUCUUACCCACGACCGCCGUCUCAAGUUGUGACACCGACUGUUUAUAUGGAGAUGCAGCGUACAGCAAGAGAACGCAAAUUAGCAAGGCAGAAGAGCCUCUGGCAGCCGCUCCGGUCGCUGUUUUCUACUGAGCCGUCGCCAAAACAUUGUUCUUAA
Penicillium argentinense is the source of this 879-nucleotide messenger RNA. RefSeq lists its product as uncharacterized. The record is from RefSeq and is a predicted model, not a curated record. The transcript has a single exon. Lineage: Eukaryota; Fungi; Ascomycota; Eurotiomycetes; Eurotiales; Aspergillaceae. The coding region runs from base 1 to 879 and encodes 292 amino acids.